UUCUCAGCUCUGUAAACUUCGCCUCCCACUGGGUGGAGUAGGGCCUUUAAGAGCAGUGGGAAUGCAGUUCCCCUGAUCAGUGUAGCCAGUUGUUGCCUGUCUGAACCUCUGCCAGUCCUGGAGAGCAGUGCUCUGAGCUCAGGCCAGCGGGCCUCUCUCUGCAGCCCCACUGCCGUCCUUCUUGCCGGAGAAGCACGUUCCCACCUGUCCAGCCAUGGGGGAGGACCUUGCACAAGCUGAGAAGUUUCAGCACCUGGGCUCUGCCACGUGGCAAGAGAAGCCAGCCAGCCCCAGCCUAGCGCCCUCCUCCACGCCGAGCCCCAGCCUGAACCUGGGGAGCACCGAGGAGGCCAUCCGGGACAACGCGCAGGUGAACGCCGUCACAGUGCUCACGCUCCUGGACAAGCUGGUGAACAUGCUGGACGCGGUGCAGGAGAACCAGCACCAUAUGGAGCAGCGGCAGAUCAGCCUCGAGGGCUCCGUGAAGGGCAUCCAGAACGACCUCACCAAGCUCUCCAAAUACCAGGCCUCCACCAGCAACACGGUGAGCAAGCUGCUGGAGAAGUCCCGCAAGGUCAGCGCUCACACCAGGGCGGUCAGGGAGCGCAUGGACAGGCAGAGCGCGCAGGUGAAGCGGCUGGAGAACAACCACGCCCAGCUCCUCAGGCGCAACCAUUUCAAAGUGCUCAUCUUCCAGGAAGAAAAUGAGAUCCCUGCCAGUGUGUUUGUGAAAGAGCCGGCUUCCAGCCCAGCGGAAGAGAAGGAGGAGGUUGCUGAUGAAAACAAGUCUCUGGAGGAAACCCUGCACACGGUGGACCUCUCCUCAGAUGAUGAAUUGCCCCACGAUGAGGAGGCCCUGGAAGACAGUGUGGAGGAAAAGAUGGAAGAAAGUAGGGCAGAGAAAAUAAAAAGAUCUAGCCUCCGGAAAGUGGAUAGCCUCAAGAAAGCAUUUUCUCGCCAGAACAUCGAGAAAAAAAUGAACAAGCUGGGCACAAAGAUCGUAUCUGCAGAGAGGAGAGAGAAGAUUAAGAAAUCCCUCACUUCCAAUCACCAGAAGAUAUCCUCUGGGAAAAGCUCCCCCUUCAAGGUUUCUCCCCUCACCUUCGGUCGAAAGAAAGUCCGAGAGGGAGAGAGCCCCGCAGAAAAUGAGACCAAGUCAGAAGACAUGCCUAGCAGCGACCAGAUAGUGGAUGAGCCGGAAGAGAGCUCAAUCGCGGAGGGUCUCUCUGAAACGUCCCAGCCCAGUGCUGCGGGGGAAGGGAAGAGCAAGGAGGGGGAUGCAGGGAGGGCAGCCUCCAGGGGGAGCAACUCGGGCUUGGAUAGCAACAUCGACUUGACAAUUAAGGAAGAUGAAGAAGAGGAGUCGGUGGCCGUGGAACAGGCCCAGAAGGUUCGCUAUGAGGGGGGCUACCUGCUAACGUCUGAGGAUGCAGAGCGGUCCGAUGAGGACGCAGUGCAGCCUGCGGUGCUCCAGGUGGACCAGACCGCCUAAGUGCACAGCCCGCUGGGCCCAGCCUGUGCUUUCGUUUAAGUGGGUAACCAGAGUGCAGACAGCCUCUACACACCUCCAGCACUGUCCAGUCUCUGCUGUGUCCUUGUCCAAGCAGCCACCAUUUACGACAUAGUGUGCACACACGGCCAAGAUUUACUCUGAAGGCAACCUGUCAGGAGCUCUACUUCUAACUUGUUCUUAGGUUCUAUUUUUGUAGAAUUUCUCCAAGACUGCAUGGAAGAAGAAAUGGAGCAGCUGCAAAACGCUGAUCAGUUUGGCUUAGUUAGAAAAACCAGAGGCUACUUAAGAUCUUAGUCAUGAAAUGUGACUCAUUUUUUGUCAUUCCAUAAGCUUGCUGAAUAGUGUACCAGUACCAUAUUGAAUUUCCACAGAACUCUGUGAAGCUAAUGAUUGUAUUUCAAGUGUGUGAUAUAUAAUAUACAUAUGUAUUUAAGCUAAAGACAUAACUACUUUAUAUUUUAAGGAAAAAAAAACCCACUUUUAAAAAAAGGUGAAAGAGAAGGUCCAGUUUGUUAUUCA
Mirounga angustirostris (Northern elephant seal) is the source of this 2032-nucleotide messenger RNA. RefSeq names its product caveolae associated protein 2 (gene CAVIN2). The transcript is spliced from 2 exons. Bases 215 to 1492 code for a protein of 425 amino acids. NCBI's taxonomy places the organism in Eukaryota, Metazoa, Chordata, Mammalia, Carnivora, Phocidae. Gene Ontology annotation, cellular component: caveola; cytoplasm. Gene Ontology annotation, molecular function: protein kinase C binding. The record is from RefSeq and is a predicted model, not a curated record.